CGUAUGGCCAUUACGUCCUGCGUUAGAUGUUUGGUGCUAGUCUCCAGGCAUGAUGUCCUUGAGUCAUGCGUGCUCACGGCCUCCCCCCUGCAUGCUAGUGUCCAGGAUGUGUUGUGUAUUCCUACUGGCGUAUGGCCAUUACGUCCUGCGUUAGAUUAUCAGAAUACUUUUAUACCUACUGGCGUACGGCCAUUACGUCCUGCGUUAGAUGUAUGGAAACAGUCUCCAGGCAUGAUGUCCUUGAGUCAUGCGUGCUCACGGCCUUCCCCCUGCAUGCUGUUUUCCA
Molecule: messenger RNA, 286 nt
Organism: Funneliformis caledonium
Lineage: Eukaryota; Fungi; Glomeromycota; Glomeromycetes; Glomerales; Glomeraceae
Source: the annotation of a GenBank genome assembly